UAUAAGCAACAAAAGCAAUCCCAAAACCUUCUUCUAUCACAAACUUCAAUUUGGUAUUAACUUAGUGAUAACGAAAGGGAUUGCAUAGAUUCACACACUAACCCCUCAAAAGUGGACCCUUUUUUUGUUUUAGCUUAGCUUAGCUUCCUUUGGCUUUGGAUUCUCUUUCUUUUAAAUAUUAUUGGGAGCUUUUCCCUUUUUUUUCUUUUCUAUGUUGGAUUCUUCAUUUUUUGCUUUCUGGGUGCUUUUGAAAUCCACAUUUCAUUGAUGGGACUUGUUUUUACUAAAUGGGCAUGCGCAUUCUUACUCUCUUGUUGGCUCAUAACCUACAAGGUACAUUCAGUGGAGGGGUUACAUAGGGGUUCUAAAGUGAGAGGAGUGAACUUGGGAGGGUGGUUGGUCAUUGAAGGUUGGAUCAAACCUUCAUUGUUUGAUGGCAUUGCCAAUGGAGACAUGCUUGAUGGAACAGAGGUGCAAUUUAAGUCAGUGACAUUGCAGAAGUAUGUAUCUGCAGAUAAUGGGGGAGGAAUGAAUGUGACUGUUGAUAGGGAUGUCGCAUCUUCAUGGGAAACCUUCAGGUUAUGGAGAGUCUCUCCAUCUGAAUUUCAAUUUCGUACCUCGAAAGGUCAGUUUCUUACAUGUGAUGGCGAUGGCUGCACUGUCUCGGCAACAGCAAACUCUCCUUCAACAUCAGAGACAUACGAAAUAGAGCGGAAUGGGAACAGUAGAAUUCAUAUGAAGACAAAGAAUGGGGCCUAUCUACAGGCUACAACAGAUGGUCAGCUUACAGCAGAUUACCCGGGUUCACCAGGAUGGGAUGAUAAUGCUGCCACAUUUGACAUGACAAUUUUGUCGAAUAAUUUACAUGGUGAUUACCAGCUAGCAAAUGGAUAUGGACAUGAUCGUGCGAAAGAUGUUCUUAAGAGACAUAGAAAUACCUUUAUCACCAUUGAGGAUUUCAAGUUUCUAUAUAAACACGGAAUAAACACUGUGAGGAUACCAGUUGGGUGGUGGAUUGCUUUCGAUCCUGAUCCUCCGAGUCCUUUUAUUGAAGGAAGUCUUGAUGCUCUAGAUAAUGCAUUUUUAUGGGCACAAGAAUAUGAUAUAAAAUGCAUAAUUGAUCUUCAUGCUGCUCCUGGUUCCCAAAAUGGGAUGGAACAUAGUGCAAGCAGAGAUGGAUUCACCGGCUGGCCCGAUUCUCCAGAUAACAUUCAACAGUCAUUGAAUGUUAUUGAAUUUUUAGUUUCUAGAUAUGCAAGGAAUCCUGCUUUGCUGGGAAUUGAGCUUCUAAAUGAACCGUCUGCCGGAACAGUUCCAUUAGAUACUUUAGUUUCUUAUUACAAACAGGGCUACCAAAUUGUUAGAAAACACUCUUCAACAGCUUAUGUAAUAAUGUGCCAAAGAAUUGGCAUGGCAGAUCCUAUGGAACUCUACCAAGCCAACAUAGGAUCUCACAACACAGUUUUGGAUUUGCAUUACUACAACCUCUUCGACGCGUAUUUUGUUAAUAUGAGCGUCGGCGAUAACAUACAGUACAUAUACAAUAGCCGGGAAGGUCAACUCAAGGCCUUGAAUAGUUCAAAUAGCCCACUUGUUUUUAUUGGAGAGUGGGUGAAUGAGUGGAAUGUGACAAGCGGAUCGCAAAAGGAUUAUCAAGAUUUCGGAAGGGCACAGUUAGAAGUUUACAAUGCAGCUUCCUUUGGAUGGUGUUACUGGACAAUAAAAAAUGACAGACAGCACUGGGAUUUUGAGUGGAACAUUAGGAGCAACUAUCUUCAGUUAGGCAAAUCACCCAGCAAACAGAGAUUUAACAUUUUUGGAUUGAUAGGAUUGGCAUUCACGUGCUUUUGUCUCCCUUUUUUGUGAAACAACCUUCGCCUUAGCCUGCGAUGAAAGCAUAUUUGAUUCGAUGCAAUUAUUUUUUUCUCAUAAAGUUUUCCAUCUUGUUCAUUUAGAUGGAUUCAUAGAGUGAUGUAUUUUCAGGCAUAAUUUUCAAUACAGCAUUUCAUUCAAAUAAAACUACAAGUAAUAUUUUACAUUGAAAAUAAUUGG
Arachis stenosperma is the source of this 2052-nucleotide messenger RNA. Its product is annotated as probable glucan 1,3-beta-glucosidase A. NCBI's taxonomy places the organism in Eukaryota, Viridiplantae, Streptophyta, Magnoliopsida, Fabales, Fabaceae. Gene Ontology annotation, cellular component: actin cytoskeleton; cytoplasm. The record is from RefSeq and is a predicted model, not a curated record. The transcript has 10 exons. Gene Ontology annotation, biological process: cell migration; carbohydrate metabolic process; actin filament bundle assembly. Bases 268 to 1866 code for a protein of 532 amino acids. Gene Ontology annotation, molecular function: hydrolase activity, hydrolyzing O-glycosyl compounds; protein-macromolecule adaptor activity; actin filament binding.